Messenger RNA from Hyalella azteca, 1500 nucleotides. It is a transcript of the gene Lamtor4, whose product is annotated as ragulator complex protein LAMTOR4 homolog. The record is from RefSeq and is a predicted model, not a curated record. Bases 143 to 445 code for a protein of 100 amino acids. Gene Ontology annotation, molecular function: guanyl-nucleotide exchange factor activity. The transcript is spliced from 3 exons. Gene Ontology annotation, cellular component: Ragulator complex; lysosome. Lineage: Eukaryota; Metazoa; Arthropoda; Malacostraca; Amphipoda; Hyalellidae. Gene Ontology annotation, biological process: positive regulation of TOR signaling; cellular response to amino acid stimulus.
AGUUGCUGAUUGUUUUUUCAUAUAAUAAAGCUAUAGUUGAGCAAAGCUUGAGUCAAUAAAAAUGAUGAGAGAGUAGAGACACUAUAGAAAGCAAUAUUAUUCUGGUACAAUACAUCUACUUGUAGCCUUACUGGCAUCAGACAUGCAGGCCCUGCCCAAGCCUGGUGCUGAUGAGCUGGGCUAUCUGCAGCUCACCUCUGAUGGAGCAGUACUUGCUUCACGGGGCACCCUACAGAAUGAUGAGACUACUGCCAAAGCUCUGGCUCAGCUCGUUGCUGUAGCCUGCAGGAGUAAAGUCUUUCCACGACACAUGCAACAGCAGCAACUGUGCAAGAUAACAGUUGUGUAUGAGCACCACUACUAUACAGUUUGUCUUGCCAAUAAGCGUCUACAUAUUGUCAAGAAGAACAUCAAGGCUUCUGGUGAUGCAUCUUCUCCCAACUGAUCCACCUUCUCCCAACUGAUCCACCUUCUCCAUACUGAUCCAUGUUUGUUGUGGCAUCAACUAAUGUAAAAUUUUUAGUUGCUCUUAUUCAGACCAAUAUCUUGCGCAAAACAUUUUACUUCACAUAAAUGGUUCUGCUUAUGAUUAGUCGUUGAACUAAUUAAUAUUGAAUGGUUCAACUGAUGGUAAAUGGUAUUUUUGAUGUUGAAUGUUCAAUCAAAGGAAAAUAGUUUAACUGGAGAUUAUUGGUUCAUAUUGUCUUAAAUGAUUAACCCGCCGAUAAAUGGUUAAUGUAGUUUUGAACUGUUCAACCGAUGUUAAAUGGUUCUACAGACUUCAAAUGAUUCAUAUGAUGUUGAAUAAAUCAAUUGACGGUAAAUGAAGCUUCUGACGUAAAAUGGUUUAAGCAAUGGUAGAUGGUUUGCCUGAUGUCAAAUGCUUCAGCUGAUGGUGAGUAAUUUGAUUGUGAUUAAGUGGCGAUAAGUGGUUUAAUUAAUUGAGAUGAUGCCCACCGAGUUAUUGUUCACUGGAAAUUGUACAUAAGCGCGUUUUUUUAUCAUACAUACAAAUUGAAGUAAACGAUUAGGUCAUUCUUAUCAAGAGAUAUUUUUAAUGAUGCUAAUAAAUGCUUGGCUUAUUGUAGCUAGGAAUUUCAACUAGCCUUAAGUAGUGUUAUGGGGCUCAUCUAAAUGUGUAUUUAGGUAACUACUUAUGUUAGCAAAUGUGUCAUUUUUUUCAUUGCUGCUUUACAUUUUAUUUUGUCGAUAUCUGAACCGAUUAAUUAUUAGGCUAGAGAUUUGCCAUCUUAUUCUAGUUGAACUUUUUUGUCUGCAUAAACUAUGCGGUUAUGCAGACAUUUGUUUUAUGUUCAGUUGCCUACGCUUAAUAAAAUGUUAUUUUCGUAAAUACUGUUGCUUUCCUAGGUGCUGUGGUGAGAAUAAGAGUUCUUAUAACAUUUUGUCUAUUCAUUUCGUGUUUGGUGUGAAUAGAAUGCCCAUUCUUACUUGAAGUUGUUUAUCGUCAUCGUUUGUACAGUGAUUACAAUAUAGAUUUUA